CCGACGGCGAGCGCAUAGUAUCGAAUCGAUAAAUUGAAUAACACUGUUGAUUCGCUGUUGGCCUAGUUGAGUUUCGCAUCAUUUGUAAACCUCGCUUGACACUCGAAGCGCUGGUGAAAAUCGCGGAAUAUCUGUGCAUAAAUAAACGUUGAGCAGAAAACAGCAACAAAAACAACUACAACAACAACAGCUGCUACUGAGCAGGCAAAACGAGUUUUGCAUUGCCAGCUAGUAUAUAGCAUAUAUACUAUAUAACAAAAAUCGUUAAACGAUGGCUUCUGCUUCCAAGUGCGCAAUUGUCGCCGUAGCCUUAUUUGCUUUGCUGCUGACGCACGGCUUCGAUGUUGUGGAUGCUCGCCGUAACCAAGGUAGCAACCAGCGUAAAACGUCAUCCAGCAGCAGCAAUUCGGGCCAUGUAACUCAAUCCUACAGUACUCAUAGUAACAAUGGUGGCAAUUCCCACGCAGAUGCCGCCAAAUUAAGCUAUCCCAAUUACAAUUCCCAACCGAAUCGUCCACCCAACGGCCAACCGCCCGCGGCUGGCUGGAAUGUGCCGCAAGGGGCACCACCUGCAUACUCUGCCUCGAAUCCGGCUGGAGGUGCACACUCUAACAUCCAUGAGCACCCACCAGCUUAUCAGGCGCCCAACUAUGGCAGCAAUGUGCAUCAGCCGAUCACGCCCAACAAUUACGGUCAGCAGCAUGCAGGAGCACCGCCUAGCUAUCCGGCUGCUGGCAAUUAUCCAGCCGGUGGCGGCUACCCAGGUGGCGGUUAUAUGAAUGGAGCAAGUGGUGGCUAUCCCGCUCCUGGCGGCUAUGGCGGUUAUCAUCAGGGUGCUGCUGCACCACCAGGCGCUACGUACAUACAGCCUGGCUCGGCCCUACCACCGGGCGCCAUUUUGUACUCGCAGCCACCGCAGCAAUCUUCCUCCGGCUUGGGCUUCGGCACGGGUCUUCUGGCUGGUGGUUUGGGCGGCGCCUUGCUCGGCCACGCUCUGACUCCAUCUGGUGGCAGCUCGUCGCAACCGGCGGCUGCUGCACCAGCUGCUGCUGCUGGCCAGGACCGCAUCAUAAUCAUCAACAAUGGCGUGCCUGUGAAUGCCAGCGAUGGCACCACUGUCAUCAAUGCAGCGGGCACAGCUGCUGCCCCAAUGAACGCCACCGUAGUGAGUGCUGAUGCACAGCCCGCACAGUUGGCACCCAUGGCACCUAUGGCACCUAUGGCCAAUGGUACUGAUGCAGCGCAACAAUCGGCACCACCACCAUCACCGGGCGGUAUUAUUUGUGUGCCCACCAAAGUCAACGAAACUGAUCCGGCUGACAGCAGCAAAAUGAUUGAAGUCGAGAAAAUUGCCUGCUAUCCGGCUCCGCCGCCGCCAGCCGCCGCGCCCGGUGCUGAGCCCGUGCCGCUGGCACCAAUGGCCACCAGCCAAUCGCCGCCGGCAAUGCUGCCACCCGACCAGGCAGCCGUCCGCUCUAACACCAGCGGCGGAGCACAGCUGCGCGUCUCCGGCUUUACCCUGUUUAUUGGCCUCUUUGGUGCUCUGCUGCUCCGCUGGGUCAAGGCUGCAAAUUAGAAAUGAAUUAGCUGCAAAUCUUUCCAAUAAUUGCUUUUGCACCUAUUCAAUCCGCAGCCACGCCCACACAACCACACACCCACAUAGAGACCCCUAGCUCGCACUAUAGCAGCGUAUUUUUGUAUUCAAUUAUUAUGCAUUGUUAACUAGUAUUUGUUCGUAGAGUAUUCGUAACUUGUUAUCUCUAGGUAACCUUGCCUGACGGCCUUCAAAUGUGAUGCAGACCAAGAAGAUAAUUAUGAUGAUGAUGAUGAUGAUGAUGAUGACGAUGACGAUGAUGAGGCAGCUAGUCCGCUCGAAUCUGUGAAUCUCCUUAAAACUUUUAUUACAUACGAAAAAGAAUCUUUAUCUAACCCCGCACCUGUAAAAGUAUCUCACAUAUUCGAAAGUCAACUGUAUUGUUAGUAUUAUUAGCUAGCUGCUUUUAAUCACACUAAUUAGUGUAAUCCUUUUGUUUGUUUUUGUUCUUUUUAAUGUACCUACGAUGAUUGUCUCUUGUUAUUGGUAAAAAGUUUUCUUUAUUCUGAUUAAUUGAUACAAUAAAAGCUUUAACAACACGCCGCACUCCAAGGU
Drosophila hydei is the source of this 2149-nucleotide messenger RNA. Its product is annotated as translation initiation factor IF-2. The record is from RefSeq and is a predicted model, not a curated record. Lineage: Eukaryota; Metazoa; Arthropoda; Insecta; Diptera; Drosophilidae. The coding region runs from base 272 to 1576 and encodes 434 amino acids. The transcript is spliced from 3 exons.